This is a messenger RNA of Rotaria sordida, 7728 nucleotides long. The record is from the annotation of a GenBank genome assembly. Lineage: Eukaryota; Metazoa; Rotifera; Eurotatoria; Philodinida; Philodinidae.
AUGCUCAGUUCAUCAGAUCCACAAAGAUACACAUUUCCUAUUAUAACAUCACAAAUCGAUGCCAUUGUUUCUAUGGACAAGCCAAAUGAUGUCGAUAUAUCUGUGAUUGAUUCAAAAGAGCAAUUCUUUCAAAGUUUUAUACAACAAGUUAAUAGAUGGCUUGAAUGGUCAAACCAACGUAAAUCUUACCUUGAAGAACUAAAACGAUUGCAUACCAAUAAUAAAUUCACAGCCUAUGCUAAUACUGAAGAUGAACAAUGGCACCCAAUUGGAGCCCGUCGAUUUGUUUACUGGUCAGUUGCUAGUGAAAAACUUGAAUGUAACAUCAAAAUAGAAUAUCGAAUUAGUAUACCUCGUAUUAAAACUUAUGAAUUAUUUUCUGAUCGAAACGUUCCUCUUGAUAAACAAGUUUUACAAGGUGAAUUUAAAACACAGCAAAACGGCCAUUUAAUCAUCACUAUUGACAAUAAAAUCGGACAAGCUCCACGAACAAUUUGGUAUCAAUAUAAAACAACUCCUCUUGCAACAUACCAUCUAUUUGAUGGCAUCUUCUCGAUGCUUUAUCAAAAGUAUUUUGGACAAUCAAGUGAAAACAUAAAGGAAAAUGAUUUAAUAGAUUUGAUCGAUAAAUCCUUCUUUUUUAUUGAUCGACUUCUAGAUGGUAGUAUUACUUUACAAGAAAUGGAACAUCUGAAAAACGUUUUUCACAAUAAAAAUAUCGAUGUUAAAGAAGAAGUCAAGGCAUUAUUUGCUAAUCGUUCCAAUACAGAUCAGAAGCAAGAAAAAACAGGAACCAUACCACUUAGACAAAUUGAACAAGUUUGUGAAUGGUUACAAACUUAUCAAUACUAUAGUCAUCUUAAUACGAUAAUCGAAUGUGUACAAAAGUUAAAUAUUAUUUCAAAUUCAAAUAGUAAUAAAAAUUAUGAAUCGAUAGAUCAUUUGCAAAAACUGAUUAUCAACGAAAAUGUUUCUCUUAAAGAGAUCUCAGAAAUUUGCAAAAAUAUUUAUGAAUGUUUUCAAAAAUUAACAAAUCAUCAUUUACAAUUGAUUAAAACAAUUUUAGAAUGUUCUAAUGUCGUUCAAAUGAUGAAAAACUUUGAUUUAUAUUCUACUCAAGGAUUACGUCGAUUUCAACAAUUACGAGAUAAUUUAACAACGCAAUUUCAAUUACAAGAACGCAAUAAUAUGAUUCUUAAUUCGUGGAUUGUUAGUUAUGCUCUAUGUGAACCAUUUAUUCGUCAAGUAGAAAAUUUAGAAGAAUUUGUAGAUAAUCUAGCAAAAUUAUCAAAUAUUGAUGAAAAUACAUUGGAACAUAUAAAAGUUGUCAAUGAUAAUAUACAAAUUAUACAUAUGUGGUUAUCAGCAGAAGAAACAACGAUUUUCGACAAUGCUCUUAUCACGAUGGAGCAUUUAUACAAGACAGGCACAGUACAAAUACAUUUAAGAAAUCUCAUUAAUAAACAAUCUUACUUUGAAAUUGUAUAUUCGAUUGCUAAAGUAUCAAUACAAAUCAAUGAAUCCGAUUCUGAUGAAAAUAACAGAGAAAUACAACAACAAGAUACAAUGACAUUCACAUUAUCCAUGGCUGAUAUUGACGAUCAUAAGCGUCAAUUAACAUUUUGUAAUGUUGAUUUGAAGCAAGAUAUGAAUGAGAAAAAGAUAUUAUUAGAAGAGCAAUUAAAAUUAUUGAAUAUUAUUGAAAAAAUUUAUUUUAUUCUUAUCAAACUUGAAAAAUCUGGUCAUCCAAACUUUCAAUUAAAAGAAUAUAAUUAUGAAAUCUAUGAUCGAACAGGUAGAGUUAACAAAAUAUUAUCUAAUUUGAGAAACAAUGUAGUAGACGGUGAACAAGAACUUAAACAAGAGAUUGAAGAUCGAACAAAGUAUUUUCAAGCAAAAUUUACUAAAUUCGAAGUUGAUUAUGAGAUAUGGACAAAAGAUUUAGAAGAAUCUCGAUGUAGAAGUCCAUUAUUAAAAUUAUUUUCAAAUCAUCAAAUUAUGAUUAUGUUUAUUUUAUUGACAACAUCAACAAUAGAAAAUGAAGUUCAACGAAAAUUUCUAGAAAAAUUAUUUUUAUUAGAAAAUCUUAAAAAUCAUAUUGAAAAACAAUAUAACAUAACGAUUCUCUGUUUAAUUCAUUAUUUACAAUCAUUGAGAAUUAAAAAUUCUAACUUAUCUAAAGAAAAUAUAAUUAAAUUAUAUGAUAAAUAUAAAAUAGAAUAUCAUCAUUCAAAAAAUGAAGAUCUACAAUUACAAAAUUUACAAAAAUUAUGUUCUUUCUUAGAAGAUUUAUUCAAUAAAGGAAAAGAAUUAUUUGAAAAAAAUGAAAAUAUUAAUGAAAAUCAACAAUUUUUAAUCACGUUAAAUUCUCGAGAACAAAUACAAGAUAAAAAAAUUGAAAUUGAAAAUGAUUUUGACCUAGAUACAUGUUGUAUUCUUUUAAAUAUUUUUAAUAAUCGAUUACCAGCUGAUUAUCAAAUACUAUGGUGUUCAAUUUCAACAGAAGACGAUAUUCGAUUAUUUUUUUCACGUGUACGAACUUUUUCAUACUUAACAUUCGUUGUCAUGGAUAUUGAUAAAAUGCAUCAUCGACUUCGAGAAUUAUUAUUGAAUGAACAACAUUCAUUAGCAAAACAAUCUGAACGACAUGGAACAAUUUAUUAUUUUUCAAAAGAAUUAAUAUCAUCUAGAAAAGGUUUAAGACCAUUUUAUAUAAAACCACAUGAUCGAAAUCCAUUACAAACUUUUUCAGAAUUUAAGAAAUUAUUUAAAGAAUAUAAUUAUCCAUUACCAAAUAUUCAAAUAAUAUAUGGAACAGCUGGCAUUGGAAAAACUCAUCGAAUUAAAACAAAAUAUAAAGAUGAUAAUACAUCAUGUGUAAGUAUCAAUGAUAAAUUAAAUUUAUCAUCAUUAAUCAGUCGAUUUCUUUCAUUGGAAUCGAAAAUAUCAAAUAAUCAACAAUCAAUCUAUUUUAAUAUUUCUAUUCAUGCAGAUUUUAAACAAUUAAAUCAUGCAUUUUUUUCUUUAUUUAUAUGCGGAUCAUUAAAUGAUCAUAGAAGUGGUCUUAUAUUUUCACCAUCAAUAACAAAACCAUGGAAAUUUAUUAUUGAAGUUCCUUAUAAUAAUAAAUAUAAUAUAACAAUUAAAAAGAAUUUUAAUCAAAUAUUACCAAUACUUUCGAUUAUAUCAUCAAAUACUUUAGAAGAAGUUACAGAUCAAAAUUAUCAAUUAUUUAUUGGUACAGAAGAAAAACUUAUUGCAACAUUUCUUAAAGCUUAUGAAAAUCAAACAAUUGAUCGUUUUUUAGUAGAAUAUUCUGAUAGUUAUGAAGAACCUGUAGAUUUCGAUUUACUUAUAGAUCCUGAUGAAUGUCGAAAAUAUAUUUAUAAUUGUAUUGAAGAAUAUGCACCAGAAUUACCAAGAAAUAAAAUUUUUGAACUUUCAUUCAUUAAAUUUUUAUAUCGUCGUUUUAGAUUUUUUACUGGAUUUUAUUAUCGUUAUAAUGCAACUAUUGUUAAUCUCGGUUCAAUCACUAUGAAACAAAUGAUAUAUGAAGCAAAACAUCUUACACAAAUAGAUUUUUCUUCAAAUAAUUAUCCUCAUAUUUAUCUUGUCUAUGAUCCAGCUUUUUCAUUACAUUUAUUACAUAAUGAUUGGAAUACAGUUCCAUUAAAAUUAAAAUUUCUUUUUAAUAAUAUUGAUCCAGUAAUAAGAAAUGAUUAUAGAAAUAAAAAUUAUUUAAUUAUAUGUUUAUCAUGGUUAAUCGAUAUUUCUUAUGAUAUAUUCGAAAAAAUAAUGAUUGAUACAAAUUUUAUUUUAACAGAAAAUUUUACUUAUAAACUUUUUCAUAUUCAUGAAAGAAAAUUAACCAAAUUAGCAUUAAUUAUUGAAGGUGAAACAGGUGUUGGAAAAACAUUUCUUUUAAAUUUUUAUUCUUUACUACUUAAUGCAAAUAUAACUUAUGGUAAAAUUGAAAAUACAAUUGCACCAAGAAUUUUUGAACGUACAAGUUUAUGGUUACGAAAUGAUAUUAUAGAUAAAAUUUUAAAAAAUGAACCAAAUCUAUUAAAACUAUUCCUUCAACGAAUAGAAUCAAAACUAAAUGAGUUUAAGAAUAUAAGCAACGAUGAAAAUGACGAACAUGAUGAUGAUUAUGUCAAUCAUCAAUUAUGCUGCGAAAUAAAAAAAUCUUUACAAAAUUUCGAAUAUAAUCAUGAAAUUUUACGAUGUCUAUGGAAAACACUUAUUACUGUUGCAAAUGAAAAUACAAAUGAUGUUCUAAAAAAACUUUAUAUUGAAUUACAUAACUUUAUAAUGUCAAGUUUAAUAAAGUUUCCAUUGGUAGAAAUUAGUUUUCAAUUAAAAAAGUUAUUAGAAUUAUCACAUCUACCAACAGUUGAAACAUCGAUCGAAAUUUUCCAUGAAUUUAUAAGUCAUACUCGUAAUAAACCAUUAUUUUAUCGUCUUCUUUUACAUCCUGAUGUAUCUGAAGAACAAAUCGAACAUUUUAUGUUUCCUAUUUGUCAAUUAGCUAAACAAAUACCUGAUAUUGAAUUAGUUGUUUUUUUCGAUGAAGUUAAUACAUCUUCUUGUCUUGGUCUAUUUAAAGAAAUGUUUAUGGAUAGAACAUUACAUGGAAUUAAUUUACCAGAAAAUAUUUUUUUUACUGCAGCUAUUAAUCCAUCAAUAAAUUAUCAUAAUAAUUUUCAAGUUCAUCGUCAUGAUUAUAUCGUACAUGAAUUACCACAAUCUUUAGAUAAUCUUAAAGUUUCAUAUGGAAUAUUAGAUUCAAAUACAUUAGAAGAUUAUAUUAAACAAAAAAUAGCAAAAUUUACUAUUACGACUUCAAUAAGAGAUGAUCAAAGAAAAAUACCAUUAAUACAAUAUACACAACAAAUACUUACUCAAUCUAUUCUUAAAGCACAAAGAUUUUGUGAAACAUAUCUUGGACGAAAUUCUGUAUCACAAAGAGAAAUUCAAAGAUGUUUUAAUCUUAUCGAUUUCUUUUCGACUAUGAAAUAUGAUGACAAUAAUGAUGAGUCAGAUCCUAUACGAUGCAUUGCUUUAUCAUUAGCAUUAAUUUAUUAUUUUCGACUUCCAACCAAUGAAGAUAAUGCACAACGGAAUGAUCAUAGUACACCAUCACGUGAAAAACUCGAUGAAAUUCUUUCUCAGAAUAUACCAAAUUUUGCUGAAAUUAUUCAAAAUGAACUUGAAAGAUUUGUUAAUACUGAUCAUUUUGUAAUUCCCCAUGGAGUAGCUGUUAAUCAAGCUAUUCGUGAACAUAUUUUUUCAAUUGUUGUCAGUAUUAUCACUCAAACACCAUUAUGUAUAAUUGGUGCACCAGGUCAAUCUAAAACACUUUCAUUUCAAAUUGUUUUACAAAAUCUUCAAGGUUCUCAAUUAUCAACAAAAGAAUUUUGUAAACGUUUACCAGCAAUUGAUCCAUUUUUUUGUCUUGGUUCAAAAUAUAGUCGAUCUGAAGAUAUUGCAUCUGUAUUUGAACGAGCUAUCAAACGUGAACAACAAUACAAACAAAAUCGAAUAGAUACACGAUGUGUUGUUUUCUUGGAUGAAGCGUCAUUACCUGAUGAGAAAAAGAUGGUAUUAAAAGUAUUACAUCCUUAUUUAGAUGAAUGUAAAGUAGCUUUUGUAGCUAUAGCUAAUAAAUCAUUUGAUGCUGCUAAUGCUAAUCGAAUGAUUUGUAUUUAUCGAUCAUUACCAUCAGAAGAUGAUCAAAAAAUAUUAGCAUAUGGUUGUCUUGGUUUACAAACUGAAUAUGAACAAAAAACAAUAAAUAAAAAUCUCGAUAAAAUUGUAUAUGGUCUUUGUAAAGGUUAUCGUCGAAUACUUUUAAAUAAAAAUAUUUCUCAAAUAUUUCAUGAUCGAGAUUUUAUUUAUAUGUUAAGAGAAUUACGUUUUGAAUUACCAACAAUAAAAGAUAAUGAAGAAACAACAAGUAUUAGUAUUAUAAAACCGAUUAGUUUAAUACGUGCUCUUGAAGAUAAUUUUAAUGGAAUAAAACAAAAUGAAUUUCAAGAAUUAGUCGAAAUUUUUUUAAAAGCUAUUCAAGAAGAAUCUCCUAAUUUUCAUUUAUCAAUUGAAAUACAACAACAGAAUAUUUAUCGUGAUAUUCCAACUAUUCUUCAAAAUUCUAUGAAACUUGAUUCAAAACGUCGACGUCUUUAUGGUCGUUAUAAAUUAAUUAUUGAUGAAUCUGAAGAUGAAAGUGCUAUCAAUCUUUUAUAUCAAAUAGGUAUUCUCGAUUGUGAUCCUAUACGAACAUAUAUAUUUCGAAUGUCAGAUUUUUCUGAUGAUAUUAAUAAUGAAUUACGAAAUGUUGAAAUAUUAUCAAAAAUAAAAUUAUGUAUGGAAACUGGAAAAACAAUUAUAAUGGCAAAUACAGCUCGAAUUCAUGGUUCACUCUAUGAUGUUUUUAAUCAAAAUUUUUCAAUAAUGGCAACAGGUGAUAUGAGAAAAAUCUUUUCAAAAGUUGCUAUUGGUCCAAAAACAAUUGAUGUUUCUGUUCAUGAAAAUUUUCAAUGUAUUGUUCAUAUUAAACGAAGUGAAUUUAAAGAUAUUCCACCACCUUUUCUUAGUCGUUUUCAAAAAUAUUCACUAAGUAUCAAUGAUUUCUAUCGUAUUUCCUUACAAAAACUUCCUGGUGAGAAACAGGCUAUUCUACGAAAUAUUGAAAACAAAGUUUUAUCAUUUAUUGAACAUUUUGGACGACAAUAUUUUUAUGGUAUGAAUGAAAAUACUCUUUAUUCAUGUCUUUUAUCAUUAAUCAAAAUAAAUGAAAAUGAAGAACAUUUAUUAUUAAAUGUACAUCAAUAUUAUACACAAUUGACUAUUAAACUAAAAUCAUUUAUUGAAGAAAAUCCUAGUAAUACUGAACAAUGUCUCAUUCGAUUAAUACUAUCGAAAUUGAUUCAACUUGUUUCACCUGAAUCAAUUAUAUUGAAAUUAUCAUCAUUUGAAGAAAAAGUUCAACAAUGGUUAUGUUAUUUAUAUUUUCAACAACAAGAACAUUUUAAUUUAAGAAAUUUCAUUCAACAAUUAGUUUCAAAACCAUAUCUUAAUAUUAAUAACGAUCAAAUCUUAUCAUCAGAAAAUAUUGAACAUCAAAUAAUACAGAAUACAAUACAUAUAACAACUAAAGUAAUCAUAUAUACACGAACAUCAUCCUAUGUAUUGGGUCUAAAUCAACAAUCAAAAAAUGAAUUAUUUACUACUAAUGAUGAUGAUGAUCAUGAUCAUGAAGUUUCAAAUUGUAGUAAACAAAUAGAAAUUAUAAAUUUGGGUACAAUUGAAAAUUCUAGUGAAUUAGAGUAUAGAUUUCAUAAUUAUACAAAUGACAAUGAUAAAAAUAUUUUAAUAAUCGUUAUUGAUGGUCGUAAUGGACAACAACGUUUACAUAUUCCAUUUGUUCGACAAUUAAUUGAUACAACUGAAUCUUCUUAUAAUACUAAUCAAUGUCGAGAACUAAAAUAUUUUCUUAUGCUUGUUCAUUCAUCAUCUCAAGAUAUAUAUCAUCAAACAUGUUUUUCAUCGAUAUUUUUAUAUGAUUGGCAAUAUUAUUUCUUUGAUACAUGUACACCUGAUAGUGCAUUUCAUCUUCAAAAAAUGUUACGAAUUAUAUCAUCAUCAUCUUAUAAUGAUCAACAAUCAGAAACUGUCGAUAAUGUUCUCUAUGAUUUAAAUAUUCUUUUUGAAGAUUUUUUAUAG